Carya illinoinensis is the source of this 1620-nucleotide messenger RNA. RefSeq names its product zinc transporter 5-like. Lineage: Eukaryota; Viridiplantae; Streptophyta; Magnoliopsida; Fagales; Juglandaceae. Bases 388 to 1419 code for a protein of 343 amino acids. Gene Ontology annotation, cellular component: plasma membrane. Gene Ontology annotation, biological process: zinc ion transmembrane transport. The record is from RefSeq and is a predicted model, not a curated record. Gene Ontology annotation, molecular function: zinc ion transmembrane transporter activity. The transcript has 3 exons.
AGGGGGGAAGGAAAAGACACAAAUUAUCAUAAGCCCUUGUAAGUUGCUCCUGAUUUCUUGUGGAUCGAAUCUCUGUGUCGAAUGGAAUGACAGCAUGAUAAAGCUAACAAUCCUACGCUUGUCAUCUUGCAGUCUGCCUUCAAUGACCUAUACAAAUGGUCUUCAUACGUCCAGCCAAUGGGGUGAGUAAUUGACAACUAAACCAAUUGUUUUCGCUGUCACUGUCUCUUUGUCACACACAUGCCCACAAAAAGGCUUUCUGGGAAUGUAGCAUGAGUCUUCUAACCUCUCUAUGUAUUAUAUAUACUUCGCAUCAAUACUUAACUCUCGAAACGAAGCUACACAAUUUCCUCGAUCGCGUCUUGCCUAGUUACUUGUAUCCUAACAAUGAUCAAGUUCCGAAGAUUUUCCUGCAAAUUCUUAACCAUCACUUCCCUUAUUCUUCUCGUUGGGGGUCCUAUCUUAGUCUCUUCAAAGUGCAUAUGUGAAUCCCAAGAAGGAGAUCGAAAAACAUCCAACGCACUCAAAUACAAACUGGUUGCCAUGGCUUCGAUCCUAAUUGCCAGUUCGCUAGGAGUUUGUCUUCCAUAUUUGGUAAAGAAAACAUUAUUUCACCCAGAGAAAGAUAUUUAUUUCCUUAUAAAGGCCUUCGCAGCCGGGGUGAUCUUGGCAACCGGGUUCAUUCACGUACUUCCCGAUGCUUUUGCAAGCUUGACGAGCCCGUGCGUCGGGGGAAAUCUGUGGGGAAAGUUUCCCUUUACCGGUUUUGUAGCAAUGGUGUCGGCCAUUGGAACUAUGAUGAUGGAAGCUUUUGCAACAGGGUACCAAAAGAGGUCUGAGCUUAGAAAAGCUCAGCCGGUGAACGCCGAUGAGGAAAGUGAUGGGGCACAUGUUCAUGGUCCUGCAUUUGUCUUAGAGAGGUCGAAUUCAUCUGAUCUCAUCCGCCACCGCAUAAUAUCUCAGGUUCUGGAGUUGGGCAUUGUGGUUCAUUCUGUUGUUAUCGGGGUAUCGCUUGGUGCUUCAGAAAGUCCAAAGACAAUCAAGCCUCUAAUAGCAGCGUUGAGUUUUCAUCAAUUUUUUGAGGGCAUCGGACUUGGCGGAUGCAUCUCUCAGGCUAAAUUCAAGCAUCGAACCGUAGCAAUUAUGAUACUAUUCUUCUCCCUGACCACCCCAGCAGGGAUAGCAGUGGGCAUAGGCAUUUCGAACGCCUAUAAGGAGAAUAGCCCUACCGCACUCAUAGUUCAGGGGCUUCUCCUAUCAGGAUCGGCUGGAAUUUUGAUAUACAUGGCACUUGUUGAUCUUCUUGCUGCUGACUUCAUGAACCCCAAAAUGCUAACUAAUUUUAGACUUCAAAUCGGAGCUAAUUUUACACUCCUUCUAGGAGCCUGUUUUAUGUCGCUCCUGACCUUGGGAGACUAACAUUUUCUUUUUCCACUUUAUAUAAAUCUAAAACAAAACCAGAAAGGAAGAUAUCCUUAUAUUUCCUUUCUGGUUUUGUUUUGUUUUAUGUUUUUAAUGCCAAUUGUAAUAAUGGGAUCCUUUAUAACUGUUGGAUCCAUUUACAGGUUAUAUAUAUAAUAGAUGAGUAAUAUUAUAUAUCACACUCUCAUCUUAUUUUUA